AUGGCUCAAGACAUAUUGAACGAGGAUUUGGAUGAUGAAGAGGAGACGAGUACAAAGGGUUUGAGCGCACUUGAAAAAAUGGUCGCAGGUGUUGGAAAUACAACCGAUGAAUAUAUGAUUUACUUGAUUAUUGCAGUAAACAUCGCUGUAGCUGCAUUUAUAAUCAAAUCAUUGUUGUGGUUGAUAAAGUAUGUCACUAACUCCGGUUCAAAUCUUGGCAUGAACUGGCCAUGCAAUAAAUUUACGGAGGUUGCUGGUGCGCUUACGAAGAGGACCGGCACUGUCUCUGUGGACGAGACCUCCUCGAGCACACCCGGAGGUGAGUAG
This is a messenger RNA of Strongylus vulgaris, 327 nucleotides long. The record is from the annotation of a GenBank genome assembly. NCBI's taxonomy places the organism in Eukaryota, Metazoa, Nematoda, Chromadorea, Rhabditida, Strongylidae.